This is a messenger RNA of Ectocarpus siliculosus, 1722 nucleotides long. Lineage: Eukaryota; Phaeophyceae; Ectocarpales; Ectocarpaceae. The record is from the annotation of a GenBank genome assembly.
AUGGGGAAGAGCACGGAAGGCCUUCGCACAGACAUCGAUGAACGUCUACGGUGUCUCCAGCAAGAGUUGGACAGGGUGGCGCAUUGCAGCAACCCGAAAAUCACAAGCUCUAUGUUGCACGCAGCUCCACAGCGCUACCCGACGAGCACAUUGCGAUUGCACCUAGAGGCCGAGAUUGACCGACUGCUUCGCGAACAAGUGCAGCAUCGAGAAAGAAAGAACGUGUACCUCUUAGAAGACUUAAGCAGCAGCGAGGAAGAUGAAGAAGACUAUGGACAAGGAAGAAAAAAAGAGAAACGCAAGACGCGCCGAUCAAAGCGGCGUGCGGGCCGCGGAGACAUGAACAUCUUUGAUGCACGGAAGCGCAUGCUGCUGGAAUCGACAAAGACACCUAUUCAACGCGAAAACGCCAGGAGGAUCGCCAAUCUCGGGCCUGGCGGAUGCCCGGCAUGCAUGAGCAACCCAUGCAAACGCAUCCCGGUUGUUAAUCUCGAGGAGACCAACUUCCGCUUGGAGCGAAUCGCAGAAGAGCUGCACUUUGCGCGCAUCAGCACGGAGAACAUGAUUGAGAGCACUUGGCCAUCGUCGGUAGAAAUGGACGGGAACACAUAUUUUCGACGAGUCGACUUCAUUGACGAGCUGAGCUCGGAACAAAGCUACUUGAGGCAGAGGCUGAAGCUUCAUUUUAUUGACGAAGAGUUCCACGAAGCCAACCGCACCUCCAAACAACAUAUUGAGUGCGUUGCAUUGCACGGCUAUCGGACAUUGCUAUGGACUAAAGAUGCCCGGGUUGCCCUUGAGCGUGAGCACAACCGGCUGGUGGCUCGUGCGGUAGCUAUUGAAGUUACGCACGAUAUCCUGAAGUGGAUGUUGGAAGGAUGGCAUUUCGGAGAGCGCCAAUCUGAACAUGCAACACUCGGGCACACACCUACCGUGGACGUGGAUGGUCUGGUCAAGGAAGACGAAGCACGGACAGGGGAUACAAGAUCACUCCACGAGCGAAACGAAGACAAAGCUAAUAUGCUAACUGUUCCACCAGGAGUCGAUGGAAGCAGCUGGAACAAUGUCUCCGAACGAAUUGUCAAGGAGGGCGGCAUCCACGACAAGGAGAUUGGGUUCAUGGAAUCGACGAUGCGCUUUGGUCUGUUCUGUGUGACGGUCAUGUACUUCCGUGCACGGUGGUUGCUCCAUCGACAAAGAAAUUGCGCAUCAGAUUUCAAGCUUGGGUGGGCAAUCGACACAAGCGUUCCAGUACGAGCCCAGAGCAAACCUGUCAGCCAGAUGACCGUCUCCAGCACCCAGCCGGGAUACCAACGGGUGAAGGUACGCAAGGAAAAGGAGCAAGCAGAAGUGCUGGCAGACUUCGCGGGGUUUGUUGCUGUAGAAAAGAGAGAGCUAGAUGCCUCACAACUCAUACAGCGAAUCCUGCGAGGGCAUAUCGGGCGCAAGGCAGCUCAUCGAUGGCGUGAAAAGCGGGCGGAGUACAACGCUACAAAUUCACUCAUGGUUUCCGCUGCCGUAUUCAUACAACGUUUCCUGAGAGGGUGCUGGGGAAGAAGUCGCGCAAAGACGAUACGGGCUGGCAUUGCCAGAUGGCUAGCUCAUCUUGUUGAUGACGAAGCUUGCGAGUUUGAAGCUGAAGUUUUGAGCACGAACAAGCUCGAGGCCCUCAAGAGAGGCGUCGAAGAGCUGAUGGUAGACGAUACUGGCUCAGACAGCUAA